Messenger RNA from Moneuplotes crassus, 1950 nucleotides. NCBI's taxonomy places the organism in Eukaryota, Ciliophora, Spirotrichea, Euplotida, Euplotidae. The record is from the annotation of a GenBank genome assembly.
CUUUUUAAACCAAUUGAAAAAUGUCUACUCAGACACACGAUCCCUUCGAAGCAGAGAUUGACAAGUGGAAGACACUGGUCAAGACUACUUCUGAAGAAGGGUCCUUGGUCCCAGUCAUGGACUUGGGCAGGAACUAUGAAGAGAGUAUUAUUUCACCUGGACAUAUUCCUAAGAGAUUAGUUAGGAAGGGGUUUAAGUAUAAAUUGAAAGAGAAAAUUGAAGGAGACAAAGAUUGAUAUGUUUAUCGGUGAGCUGACUAUAAGAAACUCAAGUGUAGAGGGAUGUACAAGAUCUAUGUCAGGAAAGGCAGAAUCAAGGAAAGAAUGUCCAAGGCUCAUAAUUUAUACCAGAACUAUCACACAUUCUCAAUCAAGAAGAACAAGAAACGUAAUAAAAAAGCGUUGAAAUACAAAUCAGAGGAGACGCCUUACAAUAUGAAUCAAUUAAGUCCUACUGUAACUAAUCCACUCUAUCUUAAGCCCGAUCCGAAGCCUGAAGAAGCUCCAAAGAUCGAGAAGGAGGUGGUGCAAACCAUCUGCGUUAAGGAUCCAUUCAUCUUUCUUAGGGAAGGCGAAGAGGCUACCAAACUUGAUACUGAUCAGGAUGGACAAUUUGACAUAGAAUUUAGGAAUGACAAAGAUGUCAAUGAGUAUGACUUUGACACUGCUUCAACACCUUUCUCUGAUAAUCAAGAACUUUACCAGAAAAAUAAGGAAGAAAUGGAGAAGGAGCAGAUAAUCAAUCAGGGAUUUAAAACUCCUGAACUCAUUUUGACGUCUUCAGGAGAGAAAUUUGGUAGAAAGCAUGAAGAGAUCACUAUCACAACUGAAGAAGGAUCUGUUAACGUAAAGCUUACUUACUUCUUAUCAGAACGGAUGAUUAAGGUGUUGAUGGAUAACACUGAGCAUUCCCAAAUAUUCUGAUUCUGAACUACAAGGAUUUCCUCAGCCACAGAAGAUGAGGAGCAAAGCUACUUGAUGACCUUACUGAUAUUUGACAAAAAUAUCUCAAAUUUCACUCCAGCCAUCUUCUGAUAUGUUGAAGGACUUAUUGUCAAUGAUACUUUUCAUGCCAUGCUGAGAUUUAUGGAGGAACAGUUUCCGAAUACCUUCAAGCCGACCAAGAUUAUCAUGGAGGAGUGCACUCCUAUCGAGCUAGUCGAUAAACGAAUUCAAGCAAAUAGUUGCUUAUAUGAUGUAUCCAAGUCAAUCUGGCAGUUAAUAGCUGACUCUCUUUUGUGAAGUGAAGAAGAAAUACUUAGAGAAGACAUCCCAGUCCUCGCCCUACUUAUGAAAUCCCUCUUGCUAUGGGGAGAUGUUGAGAAGAUAGAUGAAAUCAUCGACACUUUUAGUGAAAGCUCAAUUGAUAAGAAAGGCCUCAAAAGAUUAGCAUUGAAUUUUAAGAACAAGUUCCUCUCUGAUGUAUGCAUGUACGUAAGACAUGAAUUCCUUGAUCAGAAAUGAUUUGAGCUAUUCAAAGAAUCAGAAAGAUCCAAGGAGAACUAUCAUUGAACAGCAUCUCUCUUCUUCCCCGGAAAGGGCGAGUAUCUCGACAAUCAAAUAAUUAGCAACAUCAUUAAACUUGAGCAAGAAUACGACACACAGUACCAAAAUUCUCUUGACCCGAUUCUCUGAUACCAAAAGCCAUUCCCAUGGUGGCAAAUCCACAAACAUGUUCUGAGGAUUUAUCGACAACAAGGACAAUCUCAAUGCUAUAAAGACGACUAUUCAUGUCGCUUUGACUUCAGACGAGCGUCUCUUAGGCCAAAACUGCUUUGAUAGUCUCUAUGAGUCUUCAGUGAUGCUAAAGUCCCUGCAGUUAGUUUACCGCCCUGCUUCAGUCAAGAAUCCGCCGUUGACCGAUCUCUUCAAUUUUGAAUUUGACCAAGAGUCUCAGAAGAAGGUCUCUGAAGCACCUAGAGAGACGCUUAAGACUUCUUUUAGGCCUUUU